Messenger RNA from Cyprinodon variegatus (sheepshead minnow), 3284 nucleotides. RefSeq names its product myosin light chain kinase, smooth muscle-like. The coding region runs from base 435 to 3017 and encodes 860 amino acids. Gene Ontology annotation, molecular function: protein binding; protein kinase activity; ATP binding. Gene Ontology annotation, biological process: protein phosphorylation. NCBI's taxonomy places the organism in Eukaryota, Metazoa, Chordata, Actinopteri, Cyprinodontiformes, Cyprinodontidae. The transcript has 18 exons. The record is from RefSeq and is a predicted model, not a curated record.
GCUCUACUGGCUCUUCUUGUUUCCUCGCAGUGGCUGUGUUACAACAACUCACGCAACACUUUGUUGAGUGUUUACAGGGAAACGUUAGUAGGACAAAAAGUACAAUGGCAGAGACAAGCUGACAGUGGACAUAUGAUUUCAAAGAAGGGGGGCGUUUUAGAGCACACAGGAUCAGCAGGGGGGUGGACAUCUGUGUUUUUGAUUGGCCUUCUGAUAACUCUGUCUGUUUCCUGCACAUGUACUGAGGGAAAACAGAGCCCCUCUCUGUCAGGACCUCAGAAGAUGUGUGGACACAGACAGAGCUGUGAAGUUGCAAAUAACUUUUACCUUGAGUUGAUCAAGUAGGAAAAACCAACCCACGGGGGAAAAGAGCCGGUCUUACAGAUUAGCAACUGUUUCAAAGUCAGCCGGUGACCUAUUGUUCGGACUAAAAGAUGGACAAGGAUGAUGCAAAGCCGAAGACAUAUGUUUCCACCUUCCGACUGGCGCUCAAGCCUCAGGGAGGGAAGCAGAGAGAGAAUGGACUGGAGACCAAAAACAGGAUGUUAACAGGAAACAGCAAGCUAAGAAGUUCAUCUUCAACAGGUGUCGAUCAGGGAGACAAUAAAAUUGUUGAAGCCCCCAAGUUUAAGGAGCCAAUCAGGGAUGGUUCAGUCUGUGUCGGGGGUGAUGUCAUAUUUGAUGGCGUUAUCACAGGAACUCAGCCGUUGAAUAUUUCCUGGCUGCACAAUGGUGCUAAAUUAACUGAAUGUAAGACUUCCUUCAAGAAUAGUGUUGCCAGUUUAACCCUGACUCAGUGUUCAACCAGACAUGCUGGAGAGUACACCUGCAUGGCUGAAAACAGUGCCGGAAGGAUAUCCAGCAGCGCUUUGUUACAAAUUACAGGUCAAGGAGCAGCAACAAGAGAAAUUCCCACAUCACGACACCAUGAACUGUGCAGUGAUGUGUCAUUGAAAUCAGAGUCUCAUGAAAAUACCAAAGGGAAAAAACAACAAAGAGAAGAAAAGAAUAAAGUUAUCAGGAACAACAGAUUUCAAACAAAAGCUCCUACAAGCAAAGGACCUCCAGUGGCUUUUAUAGACCCACCAGAGAAAGUGGACGUUUGUGUGGGUCAGCCAGCUCGGCUACAUUGUGAGUUCAGGAGCAGCUCUCUUCCUGUGGCCUGUUGCUGGAUUUACAACAAAGCCAAAGUGGUGUCAGGGAAUUCUCGGGUGACAGUGAGGAGCCAGGGGACCCAAAGCGCUGUAGAGAUCUCAGAGGCUGCCCCAGAAGACACAGGAUCCUACACUGUGAUUGUACGGAACAGACACGGCUCUGCUCAGCAUACAGUGUCACUCAGCAUCAUAGACCGACCCUCUCCCCCAUCAUCACAGCCUGUUGCUUCCAGGAUUUCGACACAGUCCCUUGUCCUUUCCUGGACGGGCCCCAGCUACGACGGAGGCACAGCUGUAUUGGGUUACAUUGUAGAGGCCCUUCAAGCGGGACCCGAAAAGCCUGGGAGCUGGACUGAGAUAAGCAGGUGUAAGAACACGUCGUUCCACAUUCGCUCAGGGUUGGAGCCUCUCGGACAGUACAGGUUUAGGGUUAGAGCCUGGAACUUUGCAGGUAGCAGCGAACCAAGCCAGGAGUCUCAGUGCAUCAGUAUGGCAGCCACAAAGGAAAAAAAGGAUGAGCCCGACUCAUAUGUGAUGGUGACUAUUGACACCAAACACAAGGUCAGGGACCACUAUAACGUGCAUGAAAAGCUGGGGGUUGGAAAAUUUGGAGAGGUGUAUCGGGUGACUAAGAAUGAGACUGGCAAAGAGUUUGCAGUUAAGUUCUAUCGUGCCCGGACCUCAAAGGACAAGUCAGAAGCUCGCAGAGAGAUUAAUCUAAUGAACAAGCUUCACCACCCAAAGAUAGUCCAGUGUCUGGCCGCGUAUGAAACGCGUCGCGAGUUGGCAAUGGUCAUGGAGUAUGUUGCAGGAGGGGAGCUCUUUGAACGCAUCGUGGAUGAAAACUUUGAGCAUACAGAACCCACCAGCGCCCGAUACGUGCAGCAGAUCCUGGAGGGGAUGCAGUAUGUGCACAAGCAGAAAAUUGUCCAUCUGGACCUCAAACCGGAAAACAUUGUCUGUGUGGACACGUCUGGCACCAAGAUCAAGAUAAUCGACUUUGGCCUGGCCAGUGAACUAGAGGAGGGUAAACCUCUGAUGGUGAUGCACGGUACCCCAGAGUUUGUUGCUCCUGAGGUGAUCAACUAUGAGCCUGUCGGAUUUGAGACAGACAUGUGGAGCAUUGGAGUCAUCUGCUUCAUCUUGCUUAGUGGAGAAUCCCCAUUCCAGGGAAACAAUGAUGCUGAAACGUUCGCUCUGGUGACAGCAGCCAGCUUUGAGUUUGACCCAGAAAGUUUUGAAGAUAUCUCUGAUGAGGCAAAGGACUUCAUCAGCUCCCUGCUGAAGAAAGACCGCAGAUCCAGGUUGUCGUGCAAAGAGGCCCUCUCCCACUCAUGGAUGGCUUCCUUCACCCCUCUGAACCGCAGACCCACUAAGACUCUUAAUAAAGAGAAGAUGAAGCGCUUUCUAGCAAGACGCAAGUGGAAGAAAACUGGCCAAGCUGUUUUGGCCCUGAACCGGAUGGCUAACCUCUCCAGCAGGCCGGAUUCUCCUGGCAGCUCCUCAGAGGAGCCAGCAUGGAGCCGUGAGGCAGAGGAGGCCAUCCAGUCACUGGACAAGCAGCUGCAGACUGAGCCGCACUUCCAGCAGGUCCUGAAGGACAUCACCCUUCCAAAGGGAGAGACUGCUCAGCUGACAUGUCUGGUUGAUGGUUACCCAAAGCCAGAGGUGAAGUGGCUUCAUAACGAGGAGCUAUUGUGUGACUCCAGCAGAGUGAGAAUGAAUCAAGAUGAAGAUGGCGUCUGCUCUUUGUUUUUAGCUGAUCUGGAACCCUCUGACUCAGGGGUUUAUGUUUGCAGAGCCCAAAACAAGCUCGGAGAGGCAAUGUGCUCUGCGAAACUGAAAAUUGAACUGAGAGAAUAGAUUUAUUUUAUGAUUGUCACUACAUGGACACCUAUGUUAUCUAUGAGCAUGCAAACGGCAGAAGUCACAACUGUAUUGCAUCAAAGCGGAAGCUAAUGGCUAUAAAUGCAAAGCUUUUAUUACUAAACCUUAAAAUAAUCACUUUUUUUAAGCACAUGGGAAAUGAUGCAAGAGCAGUUUUACGAAUGCAACGCUAUCCACAAACAUUGUAUAUUAAAUUGUUUACAUUCAUUUUUUAAGCACUGAAAUUAAAGUCUUUUGAUGAAC